AGGCAAGUUCGUCUCUCUCGGAGGAGGCAUCACUGACUGUCUUCUUCUUAUCUCUACGCUGCUCAAGCCUCAGGAGCUCCUUCCCUCGAUAAUACCAGUGUUCCUUUGGUCGAAACCAUUAUAUCCAAUCGCCGGUGUCACAUAUUUCGGGUAGCAGCGAGGUGUGGAUGCGCUUUCUCAUAAGAGUCGGAGAAACAAGUUAAUUUUGGCAGAGCGAGGGAAUUGAAAGAACUAAUGGAGCCUGUGGAGUUCCUCCUGCUACUGCUGCAGCUGAUAGCAGUGACUUCAGCAGCAAGCUAUCCAACGUUUCCGCUCCCUUCCACCUGCCCAAAAAGCUGUGGUAAUAUCAGCAUAGUGUACCCCUUCGGCGUCGGCGAUGGCUGCUUCCGUCCGGGCUUUGAACUCACCUGCAACCACACAACCUCUCCUCCUAAGCUUUUCUUGGGCGCCAGCAAUAUCGAAGUCAACAGGAGCAUUGACGCUGUGGAUGGCCGGGUUUACAUCAAAGCUGCAGUCAUUACCAUGGGCAUCGACGUCGGUUCUUCCUACACCCCAUUGAUGAAUCUAGGGAAUGGACCUUACAAUUUCCUUUUGCUGGACGUGUAUAGCAUUCCCUACUCAUACUCGUUCGGGUAUCACACGCUUUCGGUCAUCGGCUGCAGCGCUUUGGCCUCCAUAGUGAAUCCCACCGACGGGAAGAUCAUGGGGCAAUGCUUGACACUAUGCCCUGGCAAUGGCACGAGCCAGAUCGAUGAAGGAUUUCUGACAGGUUAUGGCAUCGGUCACUGCGAGAACUUUGUAUCUCCAUGGAGUGGCCAGGGGAAUAAUCUGACUAAGUCAUUAGGAAUUCGAUUAACGCGACUUAACCAGAGCGAGCUACAUUUGGUGAACGACUCCAGCAUCAAGGCCGUCAUGUCUUUCCAAUACUACACGAGAGAUGAACUCGAGGGGCUUAAUGGCGAUGUGGAGCUCCCCCUCGGGUGGUUCAUCAACGAUCGACCAUCCUGCGAAGAAGCACAGAAGAAGAAGGAGAGCUUCGCCUGUCUUAGCAGCAACAGUGAUUGCUAUGAUGCCUGGUCUUAUAACAAGUCUUCCGACACUGGAAUUGGAUAUAUCUGCAAAUGUUCCUCAAAUUUCCAUGGCAAUCCAUAUAUACCCGAUGGCUGCCAAGGCUCUUCUGUGACUCACCCUGCAACUAAUUGCGCGACAAAAUGUGGUGACAUCGAUGUGCCCUAUCCAUUUGGGCUCGAAGAAGGCUGCUACAGGGAUGAAUCGUUUGCUCUGACAUGCAACGACACAGCCACUCCUCCCAUUCUCCUCCUCAAUUUCAGCUAUUCCCUGGCUCCAGUGAGUAACAUACUCUUGGAACAAGGGCAAUUAGAACUCAGGAAAACUGAUGGCUACAUCUUCGAGAUCCCAUCUGACGCAGACAAGCCUUUCAUGUUCCUUAACGAAAGCGCCAUGUUUAGCUGGGUCAUCCAGUAUCAAUCCUGCGAGGAGGCGAUGCAGAACAGGACGACGUACGCAUGUCGCAGCGAUCAAAGCAUUUGUCUGAACGCAAACAUCACCAACUCUGUUGGCAUCCAUCUGGGAUAUCGCUGCAAAUGUACCGAUGGCUACGAAGGGAAUCCUUACGUUUCUGAUGGCUGUGAAGAUAUCGAUGAAUGCACGCGUCCGGAAAAAUAUCUGUGCAAAGCGCAUUGUGUUAAUGGCAUUGGCAAUUACAGUUGCAUUUGUCCAGAAGGCACAUAUGGCGAUCCCAUACAUGGAUUAUGUAUUGCAGACAAAAAGCAAAUUCUUGUGCUUGGUGUAAUCCUUGGUGUAAGCACCGGCGUGGGGGUUCUUCUUCUAGGUAUAAGCUUUGUCGUCAUUUCUCGGAGAUGGAGAAAAAGAAAACAAAAAGAGACUAGAAAAAGAUACUUUCGUCAGAAUCAUGGUUUGCUGCUACAGCAAUUGAUCUCAUCCGAUGCUGAUAUAGCUGAGAAGACGAAGAUAUUCUCCUUGAAAGAUUUAGAGAAAGCGACCAAUAAUUUUGAUGACACCCGAAUCGUCGGUCGUGGAGGACAUGGAAUGGUUUACAAGGGAAUUUUAUCCGAUCAAAGGGUGGCCGCCAUCAAAAAAUCAAAAAUCGUGAAGAAGAAAGAGAUCGAUCAGUUCAUAAACGAAGUUGCCCUUCUUUCUCAAAUCAACCAUAGACAUGUGGUUAAGCUUUUCGGAUGUUGUUUGGAGACUGAAGUCCCCCUGUUGGUCUACGAAUUUAUCUCGAACGGGACGCUUUCUGAUCAUCUGCAUAUGCCAAAUGGUGAUUCAUCAUUGUCUUGGGAAGAUCGUCUGAGAAUUGCCACAGAAACCGCAGGAACUCUUGCUUACUUACACUCAGCCGCUAGCAUCUCUAUUUUCCAUCGAGACGUCAAGUCAUCCAAUAUACUCUUAGAUGAUCAUCUUACUGUAAAAGUAUCAGAUUUCGGAGCUUCAAGAUUCAUUCCUCUCGAUCAAACUCAUAUAUCUACCGGCGUGCAAGGUACAUUUGGAUAUUUGGAUCCUGAAUACUACCAAACCGGUCAACUAACAGAGAAGAGUGAUGUUUAUAGCUUUGGAGUCAUCCUCGUUGAGCUUUUAACAGGCAAGAGAUCAAUUUUCCACGCCGAGGACGGAGAAAACAUGAAUUUGUCCAUGCAUUUUCUCCAAGCAGUAAGAGACGAUCGCCUCAUAGAAUUUCUUGAAGCUCGUGUUGUGAAAGAAGGGAUGGAAGAAGGGCUUCACGAAGUGAUCCAACUUGCACAGAUGUGUCUCCAACUAAAAGGAAAUGAUCGGCCCACGAUGAAAGAAGUAGAGUUUAGGUUGCAGAGCUUGAGAAGGAUCAAGAAGCAGAGAAGGAAUAAUUGGACCGAUAAAGGUCAUGCAGACUCCGAAUGCCUAAAUGCAGUUUCUACUUUUCUUGGAAAGAAUAUUUACAGUAAUUUGGAUAAUAGGGCAAUUCAAGAAGCGUCUAGAAAUUAUAGCUUGGAGAAAGAGAUGAUGUCGUCACUAAAUUACGCACGGUUGCCUAUAUCUGCAACCUAUUUCUCUCUACAAUUUGGCAAGUUCGUCCCUCUAGGAGUAGGCAUCAGUGACCGUCUUCUUCUGAUCUCUCUGCUGCUCAAGCCUCAGGAGCUCCUUCCCUCGAUAACGUCAGUGUGGAAGAGGAAAAUGGUCGGAUUAGGAGAGGGAAGAGGAGGGAUGGGGUUGGUCAAGAUUUUACUCUUUCUUCUGGCAUCCACAUCAAUGGGUUCAAUAAGAACAGAAAGUAGAUCAACAAACACAACUUUUCCUCUGCCUUUUUUCUGCCCAAAAAGUUGUGGGAGUAUAAGCUUCGAGUAUCCUUUCGGCAUCGGCGAUGGUUGUUUUCGGCCGGGCUUUAAUCUUACCUGCAGAAACCAUUCCACCAGCGCUCCCAGGCUUUUCCUGGGUGAUGGCACCAUCGAGGUGACGAGAAUUGAUAUGAACCAGGGGUUGGCAUAUAUCAAACCACCAACUGUCGUCAUGGGUGUCGACGAUGAGUUUAAACGCGCCUCACUGAUUGAUCUGGAGAAUUGGCCUUACUCUUUGUACUUGGAGGAACAGAUGAUACGUAAUGCUUAUCAAGGAUUGACAUCUAACAGAGUUUACGUUGUGGGUUGUAGCGCUAUGGCCAGUCUAGUGGAUCUUACCACCAAUAAAUCCAUCAGCACUCGUUUUAGUUUCUGCGCUGUCAGUGAUCCGAAUCAAUAUUCAGAGUGGUCCGACAGUAAUGAAGAAUAUUUCACAUUAAAUCUAUAUUCUGUGAGUACAACUGCCAUGGAGGUUCAGCUAACUCGAUUCAGUCAAACUGAGUUACACUCGGUGAAUACCUCUAGCAUCAAGGCCAUCAUAUUCAAUGGUGAUAAUGAUUCCGAUCUCGAAGGAGUAUUAAACGGAAGUAGAACGAAUGUAGAGGCCACCCUGGUAUGGUACAUGAAUGAUCAUCUUUCAUGUGAAGAGGCCAUGAAUACGGAUACAUACGCUUGCCUCAGUCAAAAUAGUUUCUGCCAUGGUGCCUUUCUUGAUCCGUUCCACUCCAUUAAUAGCGUUGGAUAUUUGUGUCGAUGUUCCUUGGGUUAUCAAGGCAAUCCCUAUGUACUUAACGGCUGUCAAGAAAAUUCUUUUACAUCUGUUGCUGCUACUGCUGCUGCAAACGGCUGUGUUACCAAAUGCGGGAGUAUCGACGUCUUGUUUCCAUUUGGGCUGGAGGAGGGCUGUAAUAGGGACGACUCAUUUGCUCUGACAUGCAAUGCCACAUCCAAUCCUCCCACUCUCCUUUACCAAGAUGAAUACACAGUCACUAAUAUAUCGCUGGAGGAAGGCCAAUUGGAAGUCGAGUCAAAAGACGGCACCUUCGCAACGGGAAAUAGCAAUAAACCUUUCAUCGUUCUUAAACAGCAGACCAUCGUUAGUUGGAUGAUCGAGUUCCAGCAUUGCGAGGUUGCUAAGAAGAACAUGAGCACCUUCGCAUGUGUCGACGCUCACAGCUCAUGUAUCGACACAACAAUUACUAACGACGGUGGCAAGUUUGUGGGAUACCGUUGCAAAUGCUGGCAAGGUUACCAAGGAAAUCCUUACGUGGCUAAUGGAUGCACAGACAUCAAUGAGUGCAACUCUCCCGAGAAAUAUCUUUGCUAUGGGAAUUGUACUAACACGGAUGGCGGAUAUACUUGCACUUGUGCGGUGGGCACAUCUGUUGAUCCGAAACUUGCACCCUGCAUUCCUAACAACAAAAACCAGACUCUUCUGUUAGGUGUCAUCAUUGGUGCAAGCACCGGCAUAGGCCUAUUACUCUUAUGUUCGAGUCUCCUCAUCCUGAGAAGGAAAUGGAAAAAAAGAAAACAAAAGAAAACUAGAGAAAAAUACUUCCAUCAGAAUCAUGGUUUACUGCUACAACAAUUAAUCUCGUCUACUGAAGAUAUUAGUGAGAGAACAAAGAUAUUUUCUCUGGAAGAGAUGGAGAAGGCAACUAAUAAUUUUGAUGAGACUCGAGUGCUCGGCCGCGGCGGACAUGGAACGGUUUACAAAGGAAUUUUGUCGGAUCAACGUGUAGUCGCCGUCAAAAAAUCUAAAUAUGUGAAACAAAGUGAGAUAAACCAGUUCAUCAACGAGGUUGCAGUUCUUUCUCAGAUUAAUCACAGGAAUAUUGUUAAGCUUUUCGGGUGUUGCUUGGAAACUGAAGUUCCCUUGUUGAUCUAUGAGUUUAUCUCGAAUGGGACUCUUUUAGAUCAUCUCCAUAUUCCAGAAGGUAACUCUAUAUUAUCAUGGGAUGAUCGCCUGAGGAUUGCUGUUGAGGCUGCCGGAGCGCUCGCUUAUUUACACUCGGCUGCUUCAAUUUCGAUAUUUCAUAGAGAUGUCAAAUCAUCAAAUGUUCUCUUAGAUGAUCAUUUAACGGCUAAAAUAUCAGAUUUUGGAUCUUCAAGACUUAUUCCACUCGACCAAACUCAUUUACUCACUGCUGUACAAGGCACCUUUGGAUAUCUUGACCCGGAGUACUAUCAGACCAGUCAGUUGACGGAGAAGAGCGAUGUUUAUAGCUUCGGAGUCAUUCUUCUAGAGCUUUUAACAGGUAAAAAGCCAAUUUUCUCCACCGAAUAUGAAGACAGACUGAAUCUAUCGAUGCAUUUUCAUCAAACGGUGAGAGCGAAUCGUCCCUUUGAUCUUAUAGAUGAUCUUGUUAUGAAAGAAGCAACCGAAGAAGAGCUCAUCGACAUGAUUGGAUUGGUAGAAAUGUGUUUAAGAUUGAAAGGGGUUAAACGGCCUACGAUGAAAGAGGUGGAGUAUAAAUUACAGAACUUGAGAAGGAUCAGACUGAAAAAAACAGGACAUUGUUUGGUUAAAGGUGACGAAGAAACCGAGCAUCUGCAGAGAGACUCACCUUAUGGCUUCUCUGAAGUCGUCGACCAAGCAAAUCAAGGUACAUCCAGGAAUUAUACCUUAGAGAAAGAAUUUAUGUGGUCGCAUCAUUACCCACGGUGAGUUUGUAUUCGACGCCCAAAUCUUUAUUGGCUGCUUGAAUGAUACUGAAUAAGCUUCCUUCUGCUUGAGGAUCGUAUGUAAUGGUUAUAUGGGUAAUGUUAUGUUUCAAACUUGUUGCUAAGACAGUUU
This is a messenger RNA of Musa acuminata AAA Group (dessert banana), 6147 nucleotides long. RefSeq lists its product as uncharacterized. Gene Ontology annotation, molecular function: calcium ion binding; protein serine/threonine kinase activity; ATP binding. The coding region runs from base 235 to 6018 and encodes 1927 amino acids. NCBI's taxonomy places the organism in Eukaryota, Viridiplantae, Streptophyta, Magnoliopsida, Zingiberales, Musaceae. Gene Ontology annotation, cellular component: plasma membrane. Gene Ontology annotation, biological process: protein phosphorylation; cell surface receptor signaling pathway. The record is from RefSeq and is a predicted model, not a curated record. The transcript has 11 exons.